CCAAGGCUGGGCUGGCAACGGCAAAGGCGUCGGAACUCGCUGGAAGACUCGGCCCGGGGCUGCUCAACAGUUCGCAAAGUACGGGCUCGCGCCCGCGCGGCUCCGUCUGCGCCGGGGUGGCGCAGGGGUACGGGGGUCUCCGGGCUGCUGCACCCCGGGACUGUCCCGGACAUGCCCCGUACCCCCUGGCGGACGCCCGCGCGGCUCCACCGCUUGCGAUUCGGUGGGCUCUGAGCCUAGAGCGACCCUCACCCCAAUUUAUGACUUUGGGGUCCCCCAGCCCGAGAGGAACAGGCGAUCGGCUGGGGAGAGCCCCGAGAAUGGUAUGACGGGACGGUCAGCUUUGCUCGCCCCCCCCUCCAAUCUCUCGUCGUCUCGGUACCCUCCAGAAUGUAGCUGCUCUCUCCGCGUCCCCCCGGACUCCAGCUGCCUCCGCGACCUCUGGGUUCCAGCCGCCAACUCCUUGUCCCCAGGGAUCCCGCCGCCGUCCCCCCGUUGCCCGGACUCCAGCCGCCGUCUCUGUAUCCUCUGGACUUCAGCCGCCGUCUCUGUGCCCCCCGGACUCCAGUUUCGCGACCCCUUCAGCCUGCGCGCGCCGGGUACUCUAGCAACCGUUUCCGUGGGCCCCCUAGGAUUCACCCCCCGUUUCUGCGCCCCCCAAGCCCAGACGCCAGCCGCCGUCUCCACGCCACCGGGGAUCCAGCCCGAGUCGCUGAGCUUCCUCCGUCCCCCACACCCCCCACCCAGACUCCAGCCACGAUCUCCGCUCUCCCCGGGAUCCAGCUGUCGCGCCGGUGCCGGCAGCUGUCGCUCCACCGCGAGCCCCCGGUCCGCCCGAGCCUCGGCGGGGAGAUGAACGCGCAGCUGGACGGCCUGUCGGUGAGCUCGUCCUCCACCGGCUCGCUGGGCUCGGCGGCCGGGGCGGGCGGCGGCGGGGGCGCGGGGCUGCGGCUGCUGUCUGCCAACGUGCGCCAGCUGCACCAGGCGCUGACGGCGCUGCUGAGCGAGGCGGAGCGGGAGCAGUUCACGCACUGCCUGAACGCCUACCACGCGCGCCGCAACGUCUUCGACCUGGUGCGCACUCUGCGAGUCCUGCUGGACAGCCCGGUCAAGCGGCGCCUGCUGCCCAUGCUGCGGCUGGUCAUCCCGCGCUCGGAUCAGCUGCUCUUUGACCAAUACACGGCGGAGGGCCUCUACCUGCCCGCCAGUACCCCCUACAGGCAACCCUCUUGGGGCGGCCCCGACGGCGCGGGGCCCGGGGAGGUGCGCCUGGUGAGCCUGCGGCGAGCCAAGGCUCACGAGGGCUUGGGCUUCAGCAUCCGCGGGGGCUCGGAGCAUGGCGUGGGGAUCUAUGUGUCGCUGGUGGAGCCAGGCUCUCUGGCCGAAAAGGAAGGGUUGCGAGUUGGGGACCAGAUUCUGCGUGUCAACGACAAAUCCCUGGCCCGAGUGACCCACGCUGAGGCGGUCAAGGCUCUCAAGGGCUCCAAGAAGCUGGUGCUGUCCGUGUACUCAGCGGGGCGUGUCCCCGGAGGCUACGUCACCAACCACAUCUACACCUGGGUGGACCCCCAAGGCCGCAGCAUCUCCCCGCCCUCCGGCCUGCCCCAGCCCCACGGCAGUGCACUGAGACAGCGAGAGGGGGGCCGGAGGAGCACCCUGCACCUCCUGCAAGGCGGGGAUGAGAAAAAGGUAAACCUGGUGCUGGGGGAUGGACGUUCCCUGGGCCUCACCAUCCGAGGGGGAGCUGAGUACGGUCUGGGCAUUUACAUCACGGGUGUGGACCCGGACUCCGAAGCAGAGAGCAGUGGGCUCAAGGUGGGGGACCAGAUUCUGGAGGUGAAUGGACGGAGCUUCCUCAACAUCCUGCAUGAUGAGGCUGUCAAGCUGCUCAAGUCGUCCCAGCACCUCAUGCUGACGGUGAAGGAUGUUGGGAGGCUGCCCCAUGCUCGUACCACUGUGGACGAGACCAAGUGGAUUGCCAGUUCCCGGAUCGGGGAUACCACCACGAACUCAGCAGGGUUUCCUGGGGCUCCUAAGACCGAAGGGACAAAUAAGCUGGGAUUUUACAAGGGACCCGCCGGCUCGCAGGUGACGCUGAGCAGCCUGGGGAACCAGACCCGGGUGCUGCUGGAGGAGCAGGCGCGGCACCUGCUGACUGAGCCGGAGCGCGCCACCCUGGCCUACUACCUGGAAGAGUACCGCGGCGGCAGCGCGUCUGUGGAGGCCCUCGUCACGGCCCUGUUCCAGCUGCUCAACACUCACGCCAAGUUCUCCCUCCUCUCUGAGGUGAGAGGCACCAUCUCCCCCCAAGACCUGGAUCACUUCGACCACCUGGUGCUGAGGCGGGAGAUCGAGUGCAUGAAGGCGCGGCAGCCCCCCGGCCCCGGGGCGGGGGACACCUACUCCGUGGUCUCUUACAGCGACACCGGCUCGUCCACGGGCAGCCACGGCACCUCCACCACCGUCAGCUCGGCCAGGGAGCGGCUGCUGUGGCUUAUAGACCUGAUGGAGGGUGUGCAGCGAAGACGUGCUUGUGUUGCCGGCUUCUGGAUCCUCCCUCUCCCCCUCCCGUGGGCCCUCUUACAACUGCCAGCACCAUCAGUGAUUCUGAACGGGAGUUUGUGGGCAGCUGCUGUGUGCAUGGCCUUCGGCAGGAUGUUGUGGACGCGUGGACCUGCUCAUCUCUGUAUCCCUAAUACUCUGGACCUGGAGGAGACUGGUGAGGCCGUCCAGGGCAAUAGCAGCACUCUCCCAGAUGUCUCCCUGGAUGACGUCAAAUCCCCCGCCGAGGGGCUGCCCGGCUUCCAGCCGCCGCCCCCACCACCUCUGGGCCCCAGCCACGACGGUCUGCUCACCCAGCCCAGGAAGCCGGGCCCAGAGGACCUCCCGCCGCCUUCCUCCUCGUCCUCGCACUCUGGCAUUGUCUUCUCUGCUCCGCAGAGCUGCAGCCCUCCGGGGGGCACCGCGCCUGCCCCAGGGCCCCCCUCGACACAGGACCCUCCCUCCUCUCCCAUCUACGCCUCUGUCUCCCCAGCCAGCUCCGGCUCCAAGAGGCCCAUGGAUGCACACCUGGCCCUGGUCAACCAGCACCCCAUUGGCCCCUUCCCGAGAGUCCAGUCUCCCCCGCACCUGAAAAGCUCCGCUGCUGAGGCGGCCCCGCCCGGAGGCUGCCUUCCACCACCCUCCCCCUCUGGCCGCCCAGACCCGGCUGGCACGAACCAGCACUUUGUCAUGGUGGAGGUGCACCGCCCGGACAGCGAGCCCGACGUGAACGAAGUGAGGGCACUGCCCCAGACACGCACAGCCUCUACGCUCUCCCAGCUCUCAGACAGUGGACAGACCCUGAGCGAGGACAGUGGUGUGGAUGCCGGCGAGGCAGAGGCCAGCGGCCCAGGCCUCGGCAGGCAGAUGGCAUCUUUCAAGAGCAGGAGCAGCAAGGAACCACCUCGGAAUGAGAGGACCCCAGAGGGGGCCACCAAGCCGCCCGGACUGCUGGAACCCACCUCCACGCUGGUCCGCGUGACAAAGAGUGCGGCCACUCUGGGCAUCGCCAUUGAGGGGGGCGCCAACACCCGCCAGCCCCUGCCCAGGAUCGUCACAAUUCAGCGAGGUGGCUCAGCCCACAACUGUGGGAAGCUCAAGGUGGGCCACGUGAUCCUGGAGGUGAACGGGCUGACCCUCCGUGGCAAGGAGCACCGCGAGGCCGCGCGCAUCAUCGCAGAGGCCUUCAAGACCAAGGAGCGCAACUACAUCGACUUCCUGGUCACCGAGUUCAAUGUGAUGCUCUAGGGGCCGAGGCCUGCAGGCCUCCCAUCGCUGCCCAGCCCUCGGCCGCGGUCUCUCCUCCCUCCUGGCACCUUGAGGGGCUGGGGCUGCAUGGCCAUGGUCACAGGAAAACAUCCCCCCACUCCCUCCCGACCCACUGGUCCCAAACCCGGAGAAGAGAGUCGGGAGAGGCAAACAGACGUCAGGCCGGGAUCUGCCUGGUAUACAGUAGGCGCUCAAUACCAGUGUGGGCUGUGUGAAGAGGAGGGGCAGGCUACCUGUGUCUCGACAUGUUUACUGAGGCCUGCCAGGGCCUGUUACCCCAGGUUGGGUGGGGGGGGGGCAUCUGCUAGGACCUGCCCGAUCCCAGAUACCCCAGCCUUUGUCUGGAGUGAGGUCACAGGAGAAUUCGUGGACCUGGCCCCUAUUGGGGGCAGGCGCAUCUUGCAGGACCUUUAGUGCCACAAAUAAGCAUCAAGCACUAACCCCCCCCCAAACCUCCUUUCCUCCUAGUUCCUUACCCCUCACAGUAUUUAUUUAUUUCCCAAGGACCCAGCUUCCCACACACCCCAGUCUAUGCCAGAGGCCUUGCAGGCGACCAGCAACGUCAGUGUAUUUAUAUACAGAGCUUAUGACUUUAAUUUUUCAAUAAAGAGAUCUGAACAAGCUUA
Condylura cristata (star-nosed mole) is the source of this 4436-nucleotide messenger RNA. It is a transcript of the gene WHRN, whose product is annotated as deafness, autosomal recessive 31. NCBI's taxonomy places the organism in Eukaryota, Metazoa, Chordata, Mammalia, Eulipotyphla, Talpidae. The record is from RefSeq and is a predicted model, not a curated record. The coding region runs from base 853 to 3789 and encodes 978 amino acids. Gene Ontology annotation, molecular function: protein binding. The transcript is spliced from 14 exons. Gene Ontology annotation, biological process: sensory perception of sound; auditory receptor cell stereocilium organization. Gene Ontology annotation, cellular component: photoreceptor inner segment; plasma membrane; stereocilium tip.